GGUGACAAGAUACGCAUGAGGAAAUCUGUGACUUCCUUUUUUGCAGCCUAUGAUGCAUUAUGUGAAGAUGGAAUUGCAACAUCUGUAUGCAAGGCUCUUGAUGAAGUUGCUGACAUAUCUGUUCCAGGAUCAAAAGACCACGUAAAGGUGCAAGGUGAAAUCUUGGAGGGCCUUGUGGCUCGUAUAGUUAGUCCUGACAGCUUGAAACAUAUAGAGAAAGCUUUGGCAGACUUUCCUCCUCCAACAUUAGAUGGAGCUAGCCUUGAUUUUGGGCCAAGUCUUCGUGAAAUAUGUGCAGCCAAUAGGUCAGAUGAGAAGCAGCAAAUAGAAGCACUACUUCAAAGUGUUGGACCUUCUUUUUGCCCCAAUUUUUGUGAUUGGUUUGGAAUUGGAGAUGGUGAUGCUCACUCAAGAAAUGCUGAUCGGUCGGUUCUUUCAAAAUUUUUACAAGCUCAUCCUGCUGAUUUUUCCACCACCAAAUUACAGGAAAUGGUUCGUUUGAUGAGAGAAAAGCGUUUUCCAGCUGCUUUCAAGUGUUAUUAUAACUUCCACAAGUUAGAUUCCCUGGCAAGUGAUAACCUGCAUUUUAAGAUGGUUAUUCAUGUACACAGUGAUUCAGCUUUUCGACGAUAUCAGAAGGAGAUGAGGAACAAACCUGGAUUGUGGCCAUUGUAUAGAGGCUUUUUUGUUGACAUAAACUUAUUCAAAGCGAGCAAGGAGAAAGCAAGUGAAAUUUCCGAAGGCAGAAAUGUACAAGAAAAAAGUGUCAAUGGUAGCUGUGGCACAACUACAUCAGGAACAGAUGGUUUGGCUGAUGAAGAUGCAAACUUGAUGAUCAAGCUGAAAUUUCUCACAUACAAGUUACGAACAUUUUUGAUUCGCAAUGGCUUGUCAAUUCUUUUUAAAGAAGGUCCCGCAGCUUACAAAGCGUAUUAUUUAAGGCAAAUGAAAAUAUGGGGCACUUCAGCUGGGAAGCAGAGGGAACUCAGCAAGAUGCUUGAUGAAUGGGCUGUGUAUAUCCGGAGGAAGUAUGGAAACAAACAAUUGUCAUCAUCCACAUACCUCAGCGAAGCUGAGCCUUUUCUUGAGCAAUUUGUAAAGCGCAGUCCAGAGAAUCAGGCUUUGAUAGGAGCAGCUGGAAAUUUUGUCAGGGCUGAAGAUUUCUUGGCUAUUGUCGAAGAAGGCAGGGAUGAAGAGGGUGAUCUUGAGGUGGAGCGGGACAUUGCACCUUCAAGCCCUAGUCCAACAGUUAAGGACACUGUUCCAAAAGCUGAGGGUUUGAUUGUGUUCUUUCCAGGAAUACCUGGUUGUGCUAAGUCCGCACUUUGCAAGGAAAUACUAAGUGCUCCUGGUGGACUUGGAGAUGACCGGCCUGUUAAUAGUAUUAUGGGUGAUCUUGUCAAAGGAAGAUAUUGGCCAAAGCUUGCUGAAGAACGCAGGAAAAAACCGUAUGCUAUAACCCUUGCUGACAAAAACGCUCCAAAUGAAGAAGUCUGGAGGCAGAUUGAGGACAUGUGCCGAAGCACGAGGGCCUCUGCUGUUCCAGUUGUUCCUGAUUCUGAAGGCACACAUUCAAAUCCAUUUUCUCUUGAUGCAUUAGCAGUUUUCACGUUUCGUGUACUGCAAAGAGUCAAUCACCCGGGAAACCUUGACAAAGCGUCUCCAAAUGCUGGCUAUGUCAUGUUAAUGUUCUACAACCUUUACGAGGGCAAGGAUCGUCAAGAAUUUGAGAGUGAAUUGAUUGAACGUUUUGGCACACUUGUCAAGAUGCCAUUACUCAAGACUGAUAGGAGCCCUUUACCUGAUCCUGUUAAAUCUAUAUUGGAGGAAGGAUUAAGUCUAUUUGGGCUUCAUAACAAAAGGCACGGAAGAUUGGAAUCCUCCAAAGGAUCAUAUGCAAAGGAGUGGGCUAUAUGGGAAAAGAAAUUACGGGAGAUUUUAUUUGCAAAUGCUGAGUAUCUCAAUUCUAUUCAGGUCCCUUUUGAUCAUGCAGUCAAACAAGUGUUGGAGCAACUAAGAACCAGUGCAAAGGGUGAUUUUUCAGUGCCCAGUACUGAGAAGAGGAAGCUUGGAAACAUUGUUUUUGCGGCUGUCACCUUACCUGUUACAGAAAUCAGGAGCCUUCUUAACAAUUUAGCUGUGAGGAAUCCGAAGGUUGAAGCUUUCCUCAAGGGUAAAGAUAUGGAGAACUCCCUAAAGAAGGCUCAUGUAACUCUUGCUCACAAGAGGAGCCAUGGCGUCGCUGCUGUUGCUAGUUAUGGUAUGUACCUCCAGAAGAAGGUACCUGUAGAUAUGACUGCAUUGCUCUUCUCUGAUAGCUUGGCUGCCCUGGAAGCCCUCCCUGGUUCUGUUGAUGGUGAUAAAAUAACUUCAAGAAACCAGUGGCCCCACGUUACCAUAUGGACUGGAGGACUUGCAGCCAAGGAAGCCAACACACUACCACAGCUACUUUCAGAGGGGAAAGCAACUCGCAUAGAGAUUGACCCACCUGUUACCAUCUCAGGGUCUUUGGAUUUUUAUUAAGUUGCUUUAAAGUUUUUACUACAUAAUCUUGGAUGGUUCGUAUGGUGCCCUCCAGGAUCAGUAGCAUCAUUGUAAUGGCAUUGUUACUUUCUCCUUUGGGUUUUGAGGAUACGAGGUAAGUGAAAAGGUUUUGGCUGCCAUGGAGAAGUGAAAAAGUCUUUUAUGGGAAUUUGAGCAGUUCUGCUGAGUUUGUGUACAUUUGCGUCAUAUAGACCCUGUUUGUAAAAUUUUUGUUCCACGUUAAAUAUUUCUAUUUUUGUAAUUUUUUUUUCUACAAUAAAAUAAAUGAUGAAAAAUCUUAUUUUUACAGAAA
Molecule: messenger RNA, 2836 nt
Organism: Macadamia integrifolia
Lineage: Eukaryota; Viridiplantae; Streptophyta; Magnoliopsida; Proteales; Proteaceae
Product: tRNA ligase 1
Exons: 21
Coding region: 16-2523 (835 amino acids)
Biological process (GO): tRNA splicing, via endonucleolytic cleavage and ligation
Molecular function (GO): RNA ligase (ATP) activity
Source: RefSeq, a predicted model, not a curated record